Zingiber officinale is the source of this 889-nucleotide messenger RNA. Its product is annotated as COP9 signalosome complex subunit 3-like. Gene Ontology annotation, cellular component: COP9 signalosome. Lineage: Eukaryota; Viridiplantae; Streptophyta; Magnoliopsida; Zingiberales; Zingiberaceae. The record is from RefSeq and is a predicted model, not a curated record. Gene Ontology annotation, biological process: ubiquitin-dependent protein catabolic process. The transcript is spliced from 6 exons. Bases 98 to 889 code for a protein of 263 amino acids.
GACCGGCUUUUGAGCUGCUUCUCAUCCCGAGCCUCGUGGGAUUCAGUUUCAAAUUCAAUCAGGAGGGUCUGCGAUCGGCGAGGGGAAGAGCACGGCGAUGGAGUCGAUUGAGGUGCUGGUGGCGCACAUCCAGGGCUUGUCCAGGAGUCCCGACGAGGUCUCGCACCUCCACUCCCUGCUCAAGCAGUCCGAGGACGCUCUCCGCUCCCAUGCAGCUCGACUCGCCCCCUUCCUCUCCCAGCUCGACCCAUCCAUCCACACCCUAGGCUACCUUUUCCUUCUGGAAGCAUAUUCAUCUGGGUCAAUCUCAGGGGAGGAGGCUUCCGGUUUUCUUUUGACUGUAGUGGAAUUUAUCAACUCAUGCUCAGCAGAACAGAUACAGCUUGCACCAGAAAAAUUCAUUUCUGUUUGUAAGAGUUUCAAGGAUCAGGUUAUGCAGCUUGGGGUUCCCAUGCAAGGAAUAGCUCCCUUGUGGAUGGCUGUCCGUAAACUCCAAACUUCCACAGAGCAAUUAACUACCUUACACUCGGAUUAUCUUCUUCUGUGUCUUCUAGCUAAGUGCUAUAAAGCGGGACUAAGCAUUCUGGAUGAUGACAUCUUUGAGGUUGAUCACCCGAGAGAUCAUUUCCUCUAUUGCUACUAUGGGGGAAUGAUAAACAUUGGAUUAAAGCGUUUUGAGAAAGCAUUAGCGUGUCUUCAUAAUGUUGUUACUGCACCGAUGACUACUCUAAAUGCAAUAUGUGUUGAAGCAUACAAAAAGUAUAUUUUGGUUUCACUCAUCCUGAAUGGACAGGUUCCAUCAUUCCCAAAGUAUACUUCUUCAGCCGCUCACAGAAAUCUGAAGAAUUAUACUCAGGUUUGCAUCAACUUCAUAACUAUUAUUUCCUAA